AUGUCUGCUACAACAGAAUCAGAAUCUGCUGGUAAAUGGAUACCUUUAGAGAGUAAUCCAGAGGUUUUCAACUUUUGGGCCAAAAAGGCGGGUUUGGUGACAUCUCAAGCCCACUUCGAAGACAUCUAUGGAUUAGACGAUGACAUGCUAGCAAUCGUACCUCGUCCUGUCAAAGCGGUUGUACUUCUUUUCCCAAUUGACGCCGAUGGGGAAGCCAGGAGGGCCGAAGAAGAUUCGAAGAUAGCCAGAGAAGGUCAACCAAAGAUCGACAAUACGAUAUUUUGGGUUAAACAGACUAUAUCUAAUGCUUGUGGCACGAUCGGACUUAUCCACGCAUUGGCAAAUUCGGAUGUGACCUUUACGCCAACCAGCCUUCUUCAAAAAUAUAUUAUUCAAUGUGAAAAUAAAACCCCCCUGGAACGCGCCGAGCUUCUGGCCACGACGCCACUUUUUGCCGACAUUCAUGCCGAGUCUGCUGACUCUGGCCAGUCCGCUCAAACCAUUGAUACUGACCUCCACUUUACCUGCUUUGUCGAGGCUCCGGAUGCUGAUAUCAGAGGCGCAGCUCAAGGUGCUGGAAUAAGUGAGGGUGCAAAAACCGACACGAAGACUUCAGGGAUGAGACUCAUUGAAUUGGACGGUAGAAGAGCCGGUCCAGUAGAUCAUGGGGAAUGCACUGAUUUGCUCAAGGACGUUGCCAACUUGGUGAAAGCGCGAUACAUGUCGGCUUCGACCAGCGUUUACUUCAACCUUAUGGCUCUAACCACUGCACCACAAGAUUAA
Messenger RNA from Psilocybe cubensis, 783 nucleotides. RefSeq lists its product as uncharacterized. Gene Ontology annotation, biological process: ubiquitin-dependent protein catabolic process; protein deubiquitination. Gene Ontology annotation, molecular function: cysteine-type deubiquitinase activity. The transcript is spliced from 8 exons. The record is from RefSeq and is a predicted model, not a curated record. NCBI's taxonomy places the organism in Eukaryota, Fungi, Basidiomycota, Agaricomycetes, Agaricales, Agrocybaceae. The coding region runs from base 1 to 783 and encodes 260 amino acids. Gene Ontology annotation, cellular component: cytoplasm.